Linum tenue is the source of this 342-nucleotide messenger RNA. Lineage: Eukaryota; Viridiplantae; Streptophyta; Magnoliopsida; Malpighiales; Linaceae. The record is from the annotation of a GenBank genome assembly.
AUGGCGCAACUUUCGAUCCAGGAGCUGACGGUCCAUGUUGCCAACAAGUUAAGCAACAAGAUACUGCUAGUGCAUUGCCGAUCCAAAGACGACGAUCUCGGCGCCCUCGUCGUGGAGAUUGGCGCCGAGAUGAGCUGGAGGUUCGAGGUUAACGCGAUGGGCUCGACGCUUUUCUGGUGCAAUCUCGCGGUCGAAGAUAAGCGUCUCUCUUUCGAAGCGUACGGCGGGGAGGGCGAGCCGUAUUACGGGUACUUCAAUGUCUACGAUGAUGGGGUGUACGGGAAGAAUUUCGUUACCAACAAAAAAUUGAUGGGUAGGUGGAGGCGAAUUUGGGUACCGUAG